Molecule: messenger RNA, 936 nt
Organism: Parastagonospora nodorum SN15
Lineage: Eukaryota; Fungi; Ascomycota; Dothideomycetes; Pleosporales; Phaeosphaeriaceae
Exons: 1
Coding region: 1-936 (311 amino acids)
Cellular component (GO): membrane
Molecular function (GO): transferase activity, transferring alkyl or aryl (other than methyl) groups
Source: RefSeq, a predicted model, not a curated record
AUGGCAAACUCAUUCCGUACAACCUCUUUCUCAUACCAUCUCCAAACCCUGUUUCUCUUCACCUCCGACCAAGUCCUCGACACCGUGAUCCCCGGCACUCUGUUCGGCCUCAGCGCCGCCUUCUCCGGCCCCGUCCUCUCCCUCCCCACGCAAUCCCUCUUCACCAUAGCGCACAGACUGCCUGCAACAUGGAUCUGGCUGUGGCUCAUGAUCCUGCAGUUCUGCCUGCAGAACCAGCACCACACAAACUCCGUCGAAGAAGACAAGAUUAAUAAACCCUGGCGCCCGAUCCCCGCGGGUAGGAUUAGCCAAACGGGUGCAUUGAGGGUCCUGACGGCCGUUUACGUGCUCAACGCCGUGGUGAGCUGGCACCUCUCUGUCCUGCCGACUUACAUUGCGUGGACUGUUCUUGGCACCGCGUACAAUGACUUCGGCGGAGGCGAUCACAGCGGACUCUCGCGUAAUGCGUUCUGCGGCGCGCUGUUCUGUUGCACGUUCAGUGGCGCGCUGAGCAUUGCUUUGGGAAGCGCCACAUCAAUGAGCUACGAAGCGUGGCAGUGGACGGUUCUGAUGACAUUUGGCAUUAUUGGCAUGACAAUUCAUACGCAAGACUUUCGCGACGAGGUUGGCGACAAGGCGAGGGGGAGGAAAACACUGGUUUUGCAGAUCGGCAGGAAGGUUGCGCUUUGGAGUGUCAUAUGUGCGGUUACUUUCUGGUCGGUGUAUCCUCCGUUCGCUUUGUUCAAGGGUAAUUGGGUGGCAACCGCUCCGUCGGUAGUGUUUGCUGGAUAUCUGGUACUUAUCGCGUGCCAGGCGAUGGGUGGUUUUGACGCGAAGCGAGAUCGGCGGAUGUAUAAAAUAUGGUGUCUCUGGAUUGGUGUAUGCUGCGAGCUUCCUGCGCUGGUUCGCGUAUCAGAGGAGAUCUUGCGUGUGUAA